Molecule: messenger RNA, 5031 nt
Organism: Thermothelomyces thermophilus ATCC 42464
Lineage: Eukaryota; Fungi; Ascomycota; Sordariomycetes; Sordariales; Chaetomiaceae
Product: SNF2-family ATP dependent chromatin remodeling factor like protein
Exons: 3
Coding region: 1-4401 (1466 amino acids)
Biological process (GO): positive regulation of transcription by RNA polymerase II
Cellular component (GO): nucleus
Molecular function (GO): histone binding; ATP binding; DNA binding
Source: RefSeq, a predicted model, not a curated record
AUGGCCAGUGUCCAGAUGCCGCCUGCGGUGCAACCGGGGUCCGCCAUCCCGGCGGGCAUGACCCAGCAGCAAGCCCAGGAAGUCUAUAUGCGAUUCCAACAGAUGAAGAAGCAGGGCGUUCCUAGCAAUGACCCCGAGUUCAUCAAGACUCAGUCCAUCCUUGCUGCCCUCCAGCGCCAUAGCGAGUUGCGGAAACAGCAGUUACAGAUGCAGCAGCAAAUGCAACAACAACAGCAGCAGCAGCAGCAGCAACAGCAGCAGGCCAUGCAAAACGGGGCGAAUGGAAUUGUCAAUGGGACCCAACCUGGUCGUCCCGGGCAGCCCGCCACGACGCAAACGACAAUGCCUCCCUCUACAACUUCGCUCGGCGCGUCCGCCCUGCCGGCAACCUCGGGCGCCCCUGCUGCCAACACUACGACAGCUGCGCCGGCGCAGGGCCAGGCCAGUCAGUUUACACAAGCCCAGCUCAACCUUCUCUGGACACAGAUCAAGGCUUUCAGGAUGCUUGGCAAGAAUGCCGGCGUCCCCAUCCAGAUGCAGAGGGCGAUAUUUGAACACAGAGCGCGGCGCCGCAUGUCGUUGGCAAAACAAGGCACGCAAUCCCCCACCACCGCGAAUCCCCCCUCAGACGCCCCCAGUCAGGACGGCCCGAAACCCGGCCCCAAUGGAGCUGAUGCCCAAGCUCCAUCCGUCCCGCAGCCCAAGUCAUUCAAGACGGUCAAGUCUCCGUAUGACGGUGGGCUGGUACGUCAAACCAUCUCUUACAUCGACCAUGGUCGCCGGAAGAACCGUCUUAUCAUCCCGGGAAUCUUCCCAACGGGGAUAGACUUCGAGCAGCUGAGGGCCGAUCGCGAGAAGAUUGUGUUCAACCGCAUGAGCGCAAGAUACGCGGAGCUGAAGUCGCUGCCCGGCAACCUGGCACACUGGGAUGCGUCCCAAGAUUCUCUCGUGGCGGACGACACGGCUAAGAGGAAGGCUAUCAUCGAGAUGAAGAAGCUGGCUCUCUACUCGAAGCAGCGGGCGCUGAGGGACAGGAUCGGGAAGCAGAUGAUGCACUAUGACAACUUGGCCAUGACCACCAACCGAGCCGCCUAUCGCCGCAUGAAGAAACAAAACGUCCGCGAGGCUCGCGUCACCGAAAAGCUGGAGAAGCAACAACGUGACGCGCGCGAGAACCGGGAGCGCAAGAGACACAUCGACUUUUUGCAGGCUGUCUAUAACCACCGGAACGAGGUUCUCAAUGCCGGCCAGGUUCAGCGCUCAAAGACACAGAGGCUCAGUCGCCUUAUGUAUGCUCACCAUUUCAACAUCGAGAAGGAAGAGCAGAAGAGGAUCGAGAGGACAGCCAAGCAGCGUCUGCAGGCGCUCAAGGCGAACGACGAAGAGGCGUACCUCAAGCUGCUCGACCAGGCCAAGGAUACCCGCAUCACCCACUUGCUCCGCCAAACCGAUGGCUUCUUGAAACAGCUCGCCUCUUCUGUUCGCGCUCAGCAGCGGCAAGCCGCUGAGCGGUACGGCGAACAAAUCGAUAUUCCUCCCGACGAGAGCGACAUUGACGAGGACGACGAGGAGAGCGGCCGGAAGAUUGAUUACUACGCCGUUGCCCACCGCAUCAAAGAGGAGGUUACGGAACAGGCCAGCAUCCUGGUUGGCGGUACUCUCAAGGAGUACCAGCUCAAGGGCUUGCAGUGGAUGUUGUCUCUCUACAACAACAACCUCAACGGUAUCCUUGCUGAUGAAAUGGGUCUCGGCAAGACGAUCCAGACGAUCAGCUUGAUCACGUACCUGAUCGAGAAGAAGCACCAACAAGGCCCCUACCUGGUCAUUGUCCCCCUCAGUACCCUGACCAACUGGAAUCUGGAGUUCGACAAGUGGGCGCCUUCGGUCGCCAAGGUGGUCUACAAGGGUCCCCCGAACGCCAGGAAGAUGCAGCAGGAGAAGAUCCGCCAAGGCAAGUUCCAGGUGCUGCUCACAACGUACGAGUACAUCAUCAAGGAUCGUCCUCUGUUGAGCAAGAUCAAGUGGUUCCACAUGAUCAUCGACGAAGGCCACCGUAUGAAGAACGCAAACUCCAAGCUGAGCGCCACGAUCCAGCAGUAUUACAGCACCCGAUUCCGCCUCAUUCUCACGGGUACCCCUUUGCAAAACAACCUUGCCGAGCUCUGGGCUAUGCUCAACUUCGUCUUGCCCAACAUCUUCAAAUCUGCCAAGACGUUCGACGAGUGGUUCAACACCCCGUUCGCAAAUACUGGUGGUCAGGACAAGAUGGAGCUUACGGAAGAAGAGCAAAUUCUUGUCAUCCGUCGCUUGCAUAAGGUGCUGCGGCCGUUCUUGCUGCGCCGUCUCAAGAAGGAUGUCGAGAAGGACCUCCCCGACAAGACCGAAAAGGUGAUCAAGUGCAAGUUCUCUGCCUUGCAAGCGCGGCUGUACAAGCAAAUGGUCACGCACCAAAAGAUUGCCGUCAGCGACGCCAAUGGCGGCAAGACCGGUGCCCGCGGCUUGAGCAACAUGAUCAUGCAGCUGCGGAAGCUCUGCAACCACCCGUUCGUGUUCGACGAGGUCGAGAAUCAGAUGAACCCCGCCAAUGUCAGCAACGACCUUCUGUGGCGAACGGCCGGCAAGUUCGAGCUCCUGGACAGGAUCCUCCCAAAGUACAAAGCCACGGGUCAUCGCGUCUUGAUGUUCUUCCAGAUGACGGCCAUCAUGGACAUCAUGGAAGACUUCCUCCGAUUCCGCGGCCUCCACUAUCUCCGUCUCGACGGUACAACGAAGUCGGAAGAUCGGUCCGAGCUCCUGCGGCAGUUCAACCAGCCGGACUCGCCUUACUUCAUGUUCCUCCUGUCCACUCGUGCCGGCGGUCUUGGCCUGAACCUGCAGACAGCAGACACAGUCAUCAUCUACGACUCCGAUUGGAAUCCUCACCAGGAUUUGCAGGCGCAGGAUCGUGCCCACCGUAUCGGUCAAAAGAACGAGGUGCGGAUUCUGAGGCUAAUCAGCUCUGCAUCUGUCGAAGAGAAGAUCCUCGAGCGCGCCCGGUUCAAGCUCGACAUGGAUGGCAAGGUCAUUCAGGCAGGUCGUUUCGACAACAAGUCGUCUGAAACCGACCGUGAUGCUAUGCUCAGGACGCUCCUCGAGACCGCAGACAUGGCCGAGUCUGGUGAGCAGGAGGAGAUGGACGAUGACGAGUUGAACAUGAUUCUUGCCCGGAACGAAGAGGAACUGGCCAUCUUCCAGAAACUGGAUGAGGAGAGGUCGCGCGACCCCAUCUACGGCACUGCGCCUGGCUGCCAAGGAGUCCCGCGUCUGAUGACGGAGGACGAGCUGCCAGACAUCUACCUCAACGAGGGCAACCCGGUCGAGGAAGAAGUGGAGAUGGCCCUGGGUCGUGGAGCCCGUGAGCGUACCAAGGUUAAGUACGACGAUGGGCUUACGGAGGAGCAAUGGCUCAUGGCGGUCGACGAUGAUGAGGACACGCCCGAAGCCGCCGCGGCGCGGAAGGCAGCCCGCAGGGAGAAGCGUGAGCUGAACAAGUUGAGGCGGAAGGGCCUCCUGACCGGGUCCAUGGAGAAUUCGCCGGCGGCCAGCCGCGCUAGCACCGAGGAUGCCGAGACGCCGGUGAAAAAACGCGGGCGCAAGCCGGGCAGCAAGAACCAGGACAAGCGCAAGGCCGAGGAAGGUGACGACGAGCCUCCGGCUAAGAAGCGCCGCGGACCGCAGGGACGUCCAAGGGCAGUUGGCCUGAACGGGUCGGAUAACCGGCUCGCACCCGAAGUGCGCGAGAAGCUGCAGAAGAGUCUCAAGCGUAUCUUUGACGGCCUGAUGAACCUUGAAGUGGACGAUGAUGAGCCUCAAGAGAACCCCGACGGCGAUGACGACGGUCCGCCGAAGCGGCUCAUCAUUGGGCCAUUCGUUAAGCUCCCGCCCAAGCGUGAUUGGGGCGACUAUUACCUCAUCAUUGCCAACCCGAUCUGCAUGAACGACAUCCAGAAGAAGAUCAAGAGGGAGGAGUACCAGAGCCUUGGCGACAUGCGCAAGGAUCUCGACCUGAUGGUGUCCAAUUGCCGGACGUUCAACGAGGAGAGCAGCGGAAUCUGCCAGGACGUGAACUUGAUUGAGACAUAUUUCAAAGAGCAAUUCGAAAAGGAACUCUCCGAGAACCCGGACCUGCGUGCACUGGAGGACCCGUCCGCAGCGGCAGCCGCUGGAUCUGCCACCAAAGACGGCUCAGUCGCACCGUCGACGGCGGCAACUGACGGGACACCUCAACCGACGCCCAGUGGGCCGACGAGGAUCAAGUUGGUCUCGAACUCGUCCAGCGCCGGUGCCGGUGCCAGCGCCUCGAAUGGCGGAGGCAGCCAGGCUAAUGGCGGCAGCGGUGGCGCGCAGAGCGAUGAGGAAUAAGGCGAUGAUGCAAACCUCGGCAGAGGCUGGACUGUGGUCUGGUAGAUUCCUGGUUAGAUCUAUGCGCUCCUGAUUCUUCGUUCUUGUGAGAUUGUUAAGGCGAUUUGGGUUUGCGGCGACCGGUCGGAAGCGGACUGCGGGUUUGCGGGGCGAUCUAUGGCGUUUACAGUAUCUGGCGCUUUGUUUCUACUGCGUCUGGACUCUUCAGAUGGAAUGGUUUUGGGGAGGCGAGGGGGGAGUACAGAAGAGGACGCGUAUUGGGGUUGACUUCUUUGGGAGAGACUUGUUUCUCUGUUUUGCCUCUCGGCAUCAAGAUCACCCGAUUAACCGGUCAGUUGACCGGUCGACAGCGGAAAGAGCGGCUGGCUUAUUGGCGCUGGAAUUUGGGUGAGGGAUUCUUUUGGGGGGGGUGGGGCUGAAACUUUGUGAUAACCUUGAGAUGAGGGACGCUGGUUACGGGACCAUGUUUGAGUAUUACGUACUUGGUCGGUUGUCUUUUAAGAUAUAUAAAUACCUUGUAUUGCACAUUGCACGGGACGCGCUGCGCCAUAGCUGCCUUCUUGCAACGGUGAUUUCGUACUUAGUUUCGUGCUUCUCCCAACGAGGAUGGAGACAACAUUCUUCUAUAUC